Molecule: messenger RNA, 1827 nt
Organism: Botrytis fragariae
Lineage: Eukaryota; Fungi; Ascomycota; Leotiomycetes; Helotiales; Sclerotiniaceae
Exons: 1
Coding region: 1-1827 (608 amino acids)
Source: RefSeq, a predicted model, not a curated record
AUGCGACCCGGAAGCAUCCUCCAAAACUACACAGGUCCCAUCCCGGACUACGGUGGGACCUCCCCUAAUACAACCAGCAACACCAGAGUCCCAGUCGGUCGCCGUCGCUCCUCCAGCACCAUAAAAGCCAUGCCCCGCCGCGGCCAAACACUCGCCGACGAUCUCGCAGAUUUUUCCAGUAUUGAUAGUUCUCCCGCUUCGUCACUUUCAGCUUCAGCUUCCGAAGGUGAAGGAGGAAACGUCGAAAGGAGAAAUGUCCCCGAGACACCCCUCCAACUGAAAGCUCGUCAGCAAACCGAGCGAAUUCUCGCAAAACACAAUGACUAUCUCAGAGAGCACAACGUGCGCACGGAUAUUCCAUUCCAAGCCCCAGCCCCAGAAAAGACUCCCGCACCUGCACCAGCCCCGCUCUCCAAAGCCCAAAAACGACUUUCCCAACCCGGGAAUGCGAAAGCCGCACAGCCAUCUCCGGCAGUACCUCUGUCCAAAGCUCAGAAACGGGUUUCGCAGCCCGAGAACACGGGAAGCAAGGCAAAGUCCUCUUUGGAAGACUUUACAUCCAACGCUCAGAAACGAGUUUUCCAAACCGAGGACGCCGGAAGUAAGACAAAGGCAUCUCCAGCAGUCCCUCUACCCAAAGCUCAGAAACGAGCUUCGAAGCCCGAAAAUACCGGAAGCAAGGCAAAGUCAUAUCAGCGACCUCCGCGAUCUGUUGCUAUGGGCGGUCGAUACAUGCCCGUGGAUGAACCAGGACUAGCACCGCGUCGCGUGCCUGCUCCUGUUCAGACGGUAAAGCCGCCUCCGCUCUCCGAUGGGAUUGUCGCGACCAUCUCGCGAGAAUAUGGGUGGGGUUGGUUGUGGUGGCUUAUCGUUCCACUUGUCGUUGUUCUUGUUGGGUUUUAUGCAGGUCGGUGGGCUCAGGAAAAUGAGCUUGCUAUGGAGACGAUGAAAAUGAAUGCUGAGGAAGCGAUGAAGAGCAAGUUUAAGGUCAAGGCCGAGAGAGCGAAUGGGGAUGCGGUGGUUGAGAUUGCCUCUGCUAUCAGUGAUAUUGCGAAGAUAUCAUUGGAUGAGAAUGGAACUCUUGAGAAUUUAACCGAUAGUCCCUUUAAUCAAGCUGCCCUACCUAUCGAAGCACUCCGAAGAGAAGUUGUGGAAAGCGAAGGAAAAAAGUCUCAACCGCUCCUCUGGACAAUCGAUAAGUUUGUCGAAAAGAAUCGAGAAGUAGAUCACGCGUGGCGUUCCUUCAUUGAACAGCAAAUUGAAGCUACUGCAGAACUUACAGGUAUAUUCGAUGGGUAUGCUAUGAAUGCUGGUUUCGAAGAAUAUCAUCCGAAUUGGAUAAGAGCUGCUCAUAACAUCACACAUCACGACUUCACCGACAUUCCACAAAAAACAUAUCGCGAAGGCGAACAAAUUCUCUGUCAAAUACUUGGGAAGAAAGAAGGGCCCAAUUGUCCUUCCAUCGGGAAAAUGCUUAUAGACGUUUACAAUGAUCUCAAGCAAGGUCUUGAAAAGCCUGGUAUCAAGAUUCCACCAAAUACAUUCAAGACAUAUUCAGCAGCGACGGCUAACAUAGCAAAAGCCAUCAAGUCAGUACUUAAGAGAUGGGAGAAUGCAGCGGACAGAAUUGAGGCAGCGAGAGUAUUAUAUAAGGAUGAACAUGCUAUAGGAAAUGUAGAGAAAGUGGAUGAAUCGUUGGCAAAGACCUCAAAAGCUCUAACCAGUGCAAUGUGGAGCUCAUUGGUAGAGCGAAUAGGAAGUCCAGAAUAUCCAACAGCUAUCAGAAGACUGGCAGAGGCGAAAGUUUGGAUCAAGAAGUUACAAUGA